Cutaneotrichosporon oleaginosum is the source of this 3158-nucleotide messenger RNA. RefSeq lists its product as uncharacterized. The record is from RefSeq and is a predicted model, not a curated record. NCBI's taxonomy places the organism in Eukaryota, Fungi, Basidiomycota, Tremellomycetes, Trichosporonales, Trichosporonaceae. Gene Ontology annotation, cellular component: cytoplasm. Gene Ontology annotation, biological process: protein import into nucleus.
GUACCAUGGCCGCGCCGAUGGCUUUCCCGGUCCUCCCAGCCAGCGACAUUGCGCAGGUCGCAGCCACCAUCCUCCACUUGUUCGACCCCUCGACCUCUGCCCAGCCCUCCCUCGCGAAGUCUCUCCAGCAGCAGCUGCAGGACGUGCAGUCCCGCACCGAAGCAUGGGGGCUGAUCUCGGGCCUUGCGAAACAUGAAGACGCUAAUGUCCGCUUCUUCAGCGCGCACACUGCUCAGGUCAAGAUCUCGCGAGAUUGGGACUCUCUCCCCACCGAGAUGCAGCCUGCGCUUCUCGCGCUCAUCCUCGACACUCUCGCUGAGGCAGUCUCGCCUACCAACGCAACAACCCACCAGCCUGGUAACGCCAUAGUCGUGCGCAAGCUGUUCGGGUGUCUCGCUUCUCUCAUCCUUCGCCUCCCGUUCUACCGCUUUCCCGAUCCCAUAACUACCGUGCUUCAGACUCUGUCGAGCGCGCUUGCCAGAGCCACGGCGUUGCCCCCCUCAGCGCCUGUGUCAGGGUACUCGACGCCAGUGCCGGGCACAGGAUCGGCAAGUGAUGGCAUGCGCCAGCGCAUGCGGCUGUGGGCGCUGGAGUGGUGCGGGAUCUGCGUGGAGGAGAUCUCGCGUGCGGGGUUGAGCGAGCAAAAGCGAACUGCCCUUCGACGCCACAUUGACACUGACCUCCCCGCUGUGAUGGCGACCAUUACCGAGAGCAUGACCGGCGAAGCGCUCCAGUCCCCCGCCGAUCGUAUUCGCGCCGCCGAGGCCGCGUGCAAGUGCGCCGACAGCUGGAUUAACUACGGCAUCGGGGCAGACGAAAUGUCGGCUUUGCUUCCACACAUAUUCGCCCUGCUCCCACUCCCCGCUGCAUCCGGUACCAUUGCGGAAGUCCUGUCCGAGUCGAUCUUCAAAUUCGGCAAGGGGUCAAAGAUUCUCACCGAGCCGUUGCUCGCCUGGGUCAUUGGACCCAAUGGCCAAGGACUGCUUGGCUCGGCCGAGGGUGAGCCCUCUGAUGCGGUCAUCGAAUUCACAAAGAUGCUCUGCGCCCUCGUUGAGCAUUCAUCGGACUGGCUGGUGGCGCGAUUGCAACAGCCGGACGUCCAGGCGUUUUUCGCCACAAUCCUGCGGAUCACCGGCUGGGAUGGCGUGGGCGGUGUCGACGAGAACGUCUCUGAACUCACCCUUCCCAUCUACCCGCUCAUCCAAGAAGCGAUAAUGGAAUCGGACGUGUUCGCUGAACCGCACGAAACCUCUGCGUCGUGGGCUGUCGCAAAGCAGUUCUUCCGUGAGCUCGUCCUUGUCACAAGACGCAAGGUGCGCUGGCCUGGAUCGGGCGAGGAAGCAUCGUUGGGCGGUCUCGACCGCGAGGACCGCGAUGCUUUCGACACGUGGCGCCGGGACGCUGGCGAAGUCAUCGUGGGCGCCUAUUACAUUCUCCGAGAGGACAUGCUGUCGUCUUUGACGGAGACAGUAUGCGAGCAGGUUGCCACCCAGGCACCCUGGCAGGAUGUCGAGGCGACGCUCCACUGCAUUCGGUAUUCGGGUGAGGGUGUACCGCUCGGCGAGGAGACGUCGCUACCUCUCAUCUUCUCAAAACAGCUCAUUGAUGGUCUCUCCAACCGUCCACACGCAGGUCUCGGCGAGGAGCGCCUGCGCCUGACGUUUGUGUGCCUUAUCCGCGCCUACGAAGAAUGGUUCAAGUACCAUCCUGAUCACCUGUGGCCGGUCCUUUCCUACCUCGUUCCCUCACUCACGUCCUCGCGGCUGGUGUCCCCAUCGGCCGCCGACUCGCUCAAAGCGCUGUGCGACAUCUGCCGGUCAAAGCUGGUCCAGCAUAUCGGUGCAUUCUCAGAACUGCACGGCAAGAUCGGCGACCUGGGCCCCGAAGAACAGACCAAGGUUAUCGAGGGAAUUACGAGCGUCAUCCAGGCAUUGGCUCCAGCUGACGCGAUCGGCCCCGUCCAGGGCAUCAUGGGCCCGAUCGUCGACCGUAUGACUCAGGCAGUUGCGACUCGGGAGCCUGCCAGUCUCGUGCAAGCGAUGAACGCUCUCACAGCGUGCUUCAAAGGCCUCUCGCCCUCCGACGACGAGAUUUUCGACGUAGACUACGACGACCAGGCGAAACAGACGGCUAUUGCGACAGCACGCUCAGACCCGGCAAUGGUCGCGCUCCGUCAGCGCGCAGAGCAGGCGUUUACCGCCGUGGUACAGGUGUGGAACGGCGACGCCGAAGUGGCAGACGCGAUUUCGAGCCUCCUCAAGCAAGCGACCAUCUCGGCGUCUGAGACGCUCAUUUCACUCUCCCCCCUUCCCCUUCUCACGCUGGUGUGCGCGGCAUGCGAGCAGGCACCAUCCGCUCUCUGGAUGAGCCUCGCCAGCACGCUGACGCUUCGUAUCGGCACAGCUACUUCAGAGCUGCAGCUGAAGACGAACAAGACGUCGGCCGAGGACCAGCGCAAGCUCGAAGAGGACUCUGAGCGGUGGCAGGUGGUGGGAGACGCGGCGAACCGCCUCGCCGUUGUCGCGGGGCGGAUGCUCGGUCCGGAUGGGGCAAUCCGCGACAAUCCCGACGUGGUGGAGAGCUGGUUCAAGUUUUGCCACGCGCUGGCUUCCCGCUUCCCGGGCGUUCUUCUUCGUCUGCCCGAGCCCGUGAUCGAUGCCUACAUGUCGCUGGGCAUCAUGGGCCUGGCCGCCCAAGAGCGAUUCAGCCUUAAGGGUGCGGCCGAAUUCUUCGUCGCCCUCUUCGCCAACACCCGCUAUCCGUCGCCACUGGAGGAGCCCUCGGAGCGCCUGGUUAAGCUCUAUGGCCCGCGUCUUCUCCGUGCCCUUUUGCUCAGUGCGGGAGCUGAGGGCCCUCGCUCCGUCAUCCCUAACCUCGCCCAGCUCCUCGCCUCUCUCGUCACCCGUUCGCAGGGAUCCGACAUGGCCGCCUGGCUCGAUGCUAUCCUUGCAGAGCCCGGCUUCCCCGACCCGCGUGCGACGCCGGAGGCAAAGGCUCGCCUGAAGGGCGUCGUCCUGCGAACCCGGUUAGCGUCCAAGCUAAGGGAGGCGCUGCACGAGUUUGCACUUGUAGCCCGCGGCCUCGCCAACACGACAUACGGCAACGCGACAGCACAGUCGCUCGCGUAACAUAUACUGUAUGCAUUGCAUCAUCUCACC